UGGCGGCCAAUAGGGCGCUGUGCUUUUAAGAGCCAAGGGAGGAGGCGGUGCCUUUGUUUUGAUGGACAUCUCUAGCGGCCAAUCAGCGCCUGCUUCUGCAGGGCCAGGAAGAUAAGGGAAAGGAUCGGGAGUCUGCCGGUUCGAGGCGGGCCUUCGACAAAAUGGCACCGAAGGCGUUCAAGGUCCGCGGACCCGAAGGAGGCAGAAAAUUCGGGGUGGCGGCCAAAAGCUUGAAGGAGCUGCUCGCCAAAGCCAGGGCCCUGCUCCAGCUCCCUUCCCCUGGCUCCCGGCUGUGUCUAUACGAAGACGGGACGGAAAUGACGGAGGCCUAUUUCAAGAAGGUGGAGGGUAACUCCGAGCUGAUCUUGUUGCCCCCGGGAGAGAAGUGGCAGGGCUACGUGAGCGAGAUCCAGCGCUUUCUGGACGCGUUUUCCAGCCGAACGGACGACAUUGUCCGCGCCGCUCAAGGCUUGCUCUCCGACGAACAAGCCCCCAAGAAACGGAAACUGCUGGCGGACCUGAUCCACAACCUCAGUGAAAACAUUGCUGCAGAAAGCCGAGCGGACGACGAAAAGUGGUUCCAAGGCGUUGAAUCUCGCUUUAAGACGAAGUCCAGCUACAUGCGGUACAGCUGCGAGAGCAGAAUCCGAGGUUACAUGAAAGAGGUUAGUAGUUAUGCGUCCGCCAUCCAUCCACCUCUCCGUACAAAAUUCCAACAGAUUGCAGAAGCAAUGAUGGAGAAACUGAAGUCGGAGAGGUACAACGGCUGCUACUUUGACCGGAGGGAGGAGGAGAACGUGUGUCUUUGCACGCCAGAAGGCUGGUUUUCUUGUCAAGGGCCUUUUGACACCAAGGACUGUCCUUGCAGACACUCCAUCAAUCCUUAUGGGAACAAAGAGAGUCGUAUCCUUUUCAGCACCUGGAACCUCGACCACGUAAUCGAGAAGAAACGGACGAUCCUCCCGACGCUGGCUGAAGCCAUUAAGGACCGGGACAAAAGGGAAGUGGACUGGGAAUAUUUCUACCGGCUGUUGUUCACUGUUGACAAUUUGAAACUCGUCCACAUUGCCUGCCAUAAGAAGACAAACCACAACCUUGGCUGCGAUAAAAAGAAGAUCUACCAAAAAACGAAACAUGCCCGAAGGAUCCGGAAAUAACCCUCACUGGGCGUUUGCUGGGAGUCUGGUUUCUCAGGACAAGAGGAGACAUUUCUGAGCAGUGGGAUAGGUGACCCCAUAGUCUGCAUCAGUGGUCAUGUCUGUCCAUGAUCAUAUAGCAGGCUCUCAUCUUACUCACUGCCUCUACCUUUUCCUCCAGCACCACUUGCCUACUCCUAUCUGUGGGGUAGGCAGUACUUUUUAGAAACCCCAAGCUGAAGGCUUUCUCCAGCAUAGGCGCUCUUUUGGAAGACCCAUCCAGAGAAAGAGGUCCAGCCAUGUCUUUGGGCCAUUGGUUUCAUUGCUCUUGCAGUCAAGAAGUUUCUUCUUAUAUCCAAAUCUAUCCUCCUGUAACUUGAAACCAUUAGAUGUGGCCUUGCUCUCUAGGGCAGCAAAGAACAGGCUUAAACCCUCCUCUCUAGCAUAGCCCUUGCAAUAUUUGAAGAUCGCAAUCCAGUCGCCUCUCCAUCUUCUCUAGCUUGAAUGUGCCUAACUACCCCAACCUUUCCUCUUACAUUUUGUUCUCCAUAGCUCUUAGCACACUGCAACCUGCUUCUUGAAUACAUUUCCUUAGGAGGACUUCCUCCCAUGGAAGCAAGUACUGAUUCUGUGCCUUCUUCUAUUAUUUUGCCUAAUAGACAGAAUUUUUAAAGAAUAAAUUAUUACUGAAGCCGUAAGAUGCAACAGUGUAAUGCCCAAUUGUGUAAUAAUUGUAGAAAUGAAACCAGAGUUGUGAUAAGAGCUCAGUUCUCAGGGAUCCAAGUAACUUUGUAUUAAUGUUUUUAAAUAUAAACAUUUCUGAUUCUCCGGAGGCAGAUG
Sceloporus undulatus (fence lizard) is the source of this 1976-nucleotide messenger RNA. RefSeq names its product DNA fragmentation factor subunit beta (gene DFFB). The record is from RefSeq and is a predicted model, not a curated record. Bases 162 to 1157 code for a protein of 331 amino acids. Gene Ontology annotation, molecular function: DNA endonuclease activity. Gene Ontology annotation, biological process: apoptotic DNA fragmentation; apoptotic process. Gene Ontology annotation, cellular component: cytoplasm; nucleus. Lineage: Eukaryota; Metazoa; Chordata; Lepidosauria; Squamata; Phrynosomatidae. The transcript has 7 exons.